AUGGGAUCACCAAUACCCCCUAUCGUAGCAGAUAUAUUUAUGGAUAGCUGGGAAAAUAUGGCACUUAAUACGUUUAAUCCUACUCCAAAAAUAUGGUGGAGAUAUGUGGAUGACACUUUCACAGUGUUAAAAACAGAACAUAUCUCUAGCUUCUUGACACAUAUUAACUCACUAGUAGAGGGGAUAAAAUUCACAUUUGAAUCGGAAGAUGAACAAGGAGAGUUGGCUAUGCUAGAUUGUAAAAUAAAACGAAUAGAAGAAGGUAAACUUCACACUAGUGUGUAUAGAAAACCAACGCAUUCUAAUAGAUAUUUAGACUUUAAUUCAUCUCAUCCUUUAACUGUUAAGGCAGGCUUAGUUAAGUGUUUAACAAACCGAGCAAUGGCACUAAGUAGCACAAGAAAAGACCUAAAUGAUGAAAUAAAACAGAUAGAAGAGGCGUUGGUUCUAAAUAACUAUCCUCUAAAAUUCAUUAGGAAGAUUGAAAAACGCCAAAAGAAAAAUAAAAAGAAUUGUGAAACUGGUAAUAAUAACAUAAAUAAGAGAGAAUAUAAGUCAUCUACAGUUAUACCAUAUAAAGAGGGGACAUCUGAGACCCUAC
Messenger RNA from Trichobilharzia szidati, 601 nucleotides. NCBI's taxonomy places the organism in Eukaryota, Metazoa, Platyhelminthes, Trematoda, Strigeidida, Schistosomatidae. The record is from the annotation of a GenBank genome assembly.